GACCUGCUGAGCGCAAACCCACCCAAAUCCACGAGUCUCGUCGUCGAUCCCCCGCAGACUCUUCGCCCUCCUCUCCAGCUCGAUGCGUUUCACCGACUCGCCGGUGGUGGAACUCCCCGUGGGCGGCGCCGUCCUCACCUUCGAGCAGGACAACGGCUCCAUGCACGUCGGGACCUCCGUCUGGCCCUGUUCCCUCGUCCUCGUCAAGUUCGUCGAGCGGUGGCUCCCCCGCCCCGCCGCCGUCGUCCCCAACCCCUACGCUGACCUCCUCCGCUUCCCCGGCAAGCGGGCCGUUGAGCUCGGCUCUGGAUGCGGCCCCGCAGGCCUCGGUCUCUUCCUCCUCGGCCUCGACGUCAUCCUGACCGAUAUCGCCCCCGUGAUGCCCGCCCUACGCCGCAACCUCAAGCGCAACCGCCCUGCCUUGCCCCGGACCCCCAAGCACGCCCAGCUCUACUGGAACAACCCCGGUCAGAUCAGGGCCCUCCGACCGCCCUUUGAUCUCGUGGUCGCCGCUGACGUGGUGUACAUGGAGGACUCCGCCGCGCAGCUCGUGACAGCCAUGGAGGCUCUCGUCGGGGACGACGGCGCCGUGCUGCUGGGUUACCAGCUAAGGUCGCCUGAUGCCCACCAAGUGUUCUGGGAUUUGUGUCGCCAGGCAUUCCCGGCCAUCGAGAAGGUCCCGCAUGAGGAUCUUCACCCAGAUUACGCCUACGAGGAGACGGAUGUCUAUAUACUAAGAAAGAGGAAGUAAAUUGGCAACCAUAAAACAGUGGUGAUUUGAUCUGUUCCGGGUUUUGCGACAGACCAUGGAGUUGUUUCAUACUUAUGUCGGUGUUUUUAUGAAGAUAUUUAUGAAUAUGGAUAAUUAUGAUGUUCACCCGUGUUUGAUGGUGAAACCAGAAGUCAGUCUGCUUGUCUUUGCACUCAAAAGAAGUUGUUUAUGAUAUCCUUGACGAUAGUAGAUGGAAGCAUUUGUAUCUGCACUAUGUAUCCACCACUUUACAAGAGAAAUUCCCUGGCGGUGAGCUAGUCAUUUAAUCUCGUUGAUUUAUGCAACUUGUAGACAGUGUUUCUAUAAUUAACAUUUCCUUGACUUGUUUGGCUGUUUUCUA
Molecule: messenger RNA, 1112 nt
Organism: Musa acuminata AAA Group (dessert banana)
Lineage: Eukaryota; Viridiplantae; Streptophyta; Magnoliopsida; Zingiberales; Musaceae
Exons: 2
Coding region: 83-751 (222 amino acids)
Source: RefSeq, a predicted model, not a curated record